CGUGCCACCACGCGACAGCAGCCAAGAUGAGAUCGUGCUGGACGUCCCCACGGUGGAUCCUCCUCCGGGUCCUGGGAUCACGAGUGCUCCGCCUCCUCCGGGUCCUGAGCCCACGGUGGAUCCUCCUCGGGGUCCUGAGAUCAAGAGUGCCGAGCUCAUGCGGGACAUGAGCAAGUACAUCCUGCUGCUCGCAACGCUGGUGGCCACGGUGACGUACGCCGCGGGGUUCAACCCGCCGGGAGGCGUCUGGCAGGACACCGACGACGCCGCGGGCCGCCUCGCUGGCGACUCCAUCAUCCGGACCACCAGCUACCGCCGGUACCUGGUGUUCUACUACUGCAACGCCACCGCGUUCGCCUCGUCGCUGGUGGUCAUCGUUCUCGUCCUCUUCCUCGCCCUCCUGCGAGACAGGAACAAAUGGAUCAGCAUGCGGCCGCUGCUGGCAGCCAUGGUGUUGGACCUGGUGAGCGUCAUGGGGGCCUACGCCGCCGGCACCUGCCGCGACAAGCUCACCACCAUCUACUCCUUGGUGCUGGUGGGCCUCGUCGUCCUCUACCUUGUCGGUCAAAUGGCGGUGGCCUCCUUCUGGCCAGGUCACUACUUCUACUCCCACGACGACCCCACCGCUGAUAAACGGCUCCGCAAGGUCCUGAUGCUACUCGCGACGUUUGCGGUGAGCGUCACCUACAUAGCCGGGAUGAGCACGCCAGGUGGCUUCUGGGACGACCCCGAGAGCGGCCACCGCCCCGGCGACGCGAUCCUCAAGGACAGCCACGGCAAGCGCCUGACGACCUUCUUGUGCUUCAACGCCAUGGCGUUCGUGGCGUCGCUGCUCAUCAUCGUGGUGCUUCUGGAUAGGAAGCCCCGCUUGAAAGAGGCCUACGGGUGUAUCGCCAUUGCGCUGAUCAGCCUCGUCGGCGCGUACACCGCCGGCAGCUGCAGGGAGACCGACACCACCAUCUAUGUCAUCAGCCUGGUUGGUGCUGUCCUCGCCUUCAUUAUAUUCCUCCAAGCUGUCGUUUAUUUCAAAGAAAAAGUGCCCGUUCUUAAAACUGACCUCUGUUUCUCUGCAACUUCCAGGAAGGCAGCGGACAAGGCUAGCUCCCUUGUUCUGUUGCUCGCCACUCUUGCAGCGGCCAUCACAUACCAAGCAGGGUUGGACCCGCCGGGUGGAGUCUGGCAGGACAACGGACAAGGGCACAUGGCCGGCGACCCGAUCCUCUUGACCACGAAUCCUGGGCGGUACAAGGCCUUCUUCUACUGCAACUCCGUCGCCUUUGUGGCAUCCUUGGUCGCCAUCAUCCUGGUCCAGAACAAGCUUCUGCUCGAGACCCACGUGCUGGAGGCAGCCAUGGUAUUGGACUUGUUUGGCCUCAUUGGUGCGUACGCCGCCGGGAGCUGCCGGGAUGUAAGCACCUCCAUUUACGCCAUGGCCUUGGCAGGGGGCGUCCUGGUCUACGUGGUGAUCCAUGUCGUCUUCCUCACGCUGGACCACACCGACACCAUAACCCCGCAGGAAAUUGAGAUGGUGGAGAAGAGGCGCAAGCGGCUGCUCCUAUUCGCGGUCUUGGCCGCGACCGUCACUUACCAAGCCGGGUUGACUCCUCCGGGCGGUUUCCGGCUCCAUGACAAUGAGUCUGGUGGGUUUCAAGCAGGUGACCCGGUCCUCCUAAACAACUUUCCGCGCCGCUACACCGCCUAUUUCUACUGCAAUUCGGUGAGCUUCAUGCUGUCCAUUGCCCUCAUCAUACUGCUAGUGAACCCACAUCUAUACAGGCCAGCCAUACGAAGCUAUGCGCUCGCUAUUUGCACGGCGGUGGGCAUGUUUGGCCUGAUGGGUGCCUAUGCUGCCGGAAGCACGCAACAUCUGAAAACAUCCAUCUACAUCUUCGCGCUGGUGGUUGUGGUCCUCUUCGUUAUAGCUACACUGUUCCUAUUGUUCUUGAAUAAGAACAGAAACACCAGCAGUCAACCGAAGCCAGAGAACGGCGAGGACGAUAAAAAGACAACAUAUGCCAAGCAAAAAUACCUGAUGCUGCUAGGAAUCCUUGUGGCAAGUGUCACCUACCAAGCCGGCCUAGAUCCGCCCGGGGGAGCUUGGCAGCACAGCAGUGAAUGGUACGACGCAGGCAACCCGGUCAUGCAUGACAACAGGAGGCCCCGGUACCUCGCCUUCUUCUACAGCAACUCUACGUCCUUCGUGGCGUCCAUUGUUGUAAUCAUCAUUUUGCUACUGGAGUGGAAGGACAAGAAGAAAAGGUCGCUCACACUCAGGGUGUUGAGCACGACGAUUGUGCUGGAUUUGCUCGCUCUCCUGGUGGCCUACGCAGCAGGCUCCAGCAGGGGGUGGAAGACGUCUGUGUAUGUCGUUGCACUGAUCAUUGCGGUGCUGGCCUACAUUGCAAUUCAUGUAAUCCUGGCAUUCCUGUGUUCACAUCAUAAUGACAGUUCUCAGCCCCCGGCAAAUCCUCCUCCGAUACAGGAGGAGGCGAACGGUGGGAAUCAGGCAUAGUUAGCUGCAGUAUCACCCCCUUUAUUAUCAGUGUGCUGUGCAGUUCUGUUCAUGUGAGAUAGAGAGAGUACUCGAUGUGAGUACGACACACUUGCCAAAAUUCAAGGUAGUUUCUCUUUUGUAUUUUCAUUUCUCCCCAUUUUGUGCCCCAAUUUGAUCUAU
This is a messenger RNA of Triticum dicoccoides, 2674 nucleotides long. RefSeq lists its product as uncharacterized. The transcript is spliced from 2 exons. The record is from RefSeq and is a predicted model, not a curated record. NCBI's taxonomy places the organism in Eukaryota, Viridiplantae, Streptophyta, Magnoliopsida, Poales, Poaceae. Gene Ontology annotation, cellular component: membrane. The coding region runs from base 158 to 2512 and encodes 784 amino acids.